AUGACAGACAAAGCCGCUAGAGAGGAGGGAGCGGUAGCUGUGACCGACCUGCUGGAAAGACUGCUGGAACAUUGGGCAGAAGAAUCCUUACAGCCAAACUCGCCGAUCAACCUAAUCGAAUUCCUCCACAAGUCGGAUGAGGCAGACACUUUGGCCUUUGACGACUUGGGAACGGCGCCCGUUGAGAUGGAGGAUGACUACCCCGAGGUCCAGGACCCGUUAUUAGAAAUAAAUGUGGGAACCGCCCCCGAACCAUGGCCUCUUUUCGUAAGCCAGUUUUUGAGCCCUGAAUUAGCCGUCGAGAUUAUCGGCCUGCUUCAUGAAUAUAAGGAUUAUUUUGCUUGGGUUUAUCAUGAGAUGCCUGGAUUACCAAAAAGUUUGGUUGAGCACGAACUAAAAAUUAGGGAGGGGUUUAGGCCUUUCCAACAGCCGCCGAGGCGAUUCUCGACCGAAGUACAACUUAAGGUCAAAGAGGAAAUUGAACGGCUCCUUGAAGCCGGCUUCAUCCGCACGGCUCGGUACGUUGAGUGGCUGGCUAACAUUGUACCGAUGUUGAAAAAGACUGGGGCUUUGAGGGUCUGCACCGACUAUAGAAAUCUAAACCUCACGACCCCCAAGGAUGAGUAUCCCAUGCCUGUGUCCGACCUCCUGGUGGACGGAGCCGCGAAGCGCGAGCUCUUUUCUUUCAUGGACGGCCACGCUGGCUACAACCAAAUCUUCAUAGUCGAGGAAGAUGUCCAAAGGACGGCGUUCAGAUGUCCAAGCGCAAUCGGGACUUAUGAAUGGGUAGUCAUGCCAUUCGGCCUGAAGAACUCCGGCGCAACGUACCAACGAGCUAUGAACCUUAUUUUUCACGACUUAAUUGGCCGAACGGUCGAAGUCUACAUCGACGACAUUGUUGUAAAAUCCCCAUCCAAAGCCGACCAUGUGGGGCAUCUCCGACAAGCUUUCAAUUGCAUGCGGGCACACGGCCUAAAGACGAACCCUAAGAAAUGUGCUUUCGGCGUCACCGCCGGGAACUUUCUCGGCUUCUUGGUCCACCAACGGGGGAUCGAGGUAGAUAAGAGUAAAGCCACGGCCAUCAUGACGGCACCCCCGCCGAGGACCAAAAAGGAACUCCAGUCUUUCCUCAGUAAGGUCAACUUUUUAAGGCGGUUCAUAUCCAAUUUGGCGGGAAAAAUCCGGCCAUUGACUACUUUGCUCAAACUGAAAGACACGGAACGGUUCGUGUGGGGGGCAGAACAUCAAGUGGCCCUCGACGACAUCAAGCAAUAUUUAUCUCAACCGCCAGUCCUUAUGCCGCCGAAAAGAGGAAAACCCUUUAGGCUUUACAUUUCGGCUUCAGAAGGCUCUAUCGGUUGUCUGCUGGCCCAGAACAACGAAUUUGAGCGAGAGCAAGCAGUGCAUUAUCUGAGCCGCACCCUCAACAUGGCCGAGCUAAACUAUUCACCAAUCGAGAAAUUUUGCUUGGCACUUUAUUUCGCGGCUACCAAGUUGCGCCAUUAUAUGCUUCCUUCGGUCGUUCAGAUCAUCUCCAAAACCGACCUCAUCAAAUACAUGCUUACUCGGCCGAUCAUACGCGGCCGGAUUGGGAAGUGGACGAUGGCAUUGUCCAAAUUCACCUUCCAAUAUGUGGCCCAGAAGUCGGUCAAAGGCCAGGCAUUGGCCGAUUUCUUAGCCCACCACCCAGCUCAGGGGCAAGAGGGGGAGUUGGAGGUUGAGAUCGGCAUGACCCACAUGGAGAAAAACUACUGGACCAUGUACUUCGAUGGCUCCAGUACCGAGACCAGGUCGGGGGCCGGGGUCGUGAUCGAAUCCCCCCAAGGACAAAGGCAGAAUAUGAAGCACACCCUGCCGACUUUGGCUGAGCGGGGAAUGACCGCGCAGGUAUCAUCAGCUGAGAUUACCAACGAGGUCGAAGCAGCCGAAACCGACUGGCGCUACCCGAUAGUAAAGUAUCUGCGCGAGCCCUCCGGCAACCAUGAAAGGACUACUCGCUUCCAAGCUCGGUGUUAUUUUAUUUAUCAGAACGAGCUGUACCGAAAAGGAUCAGACGAUUUAUUGCUCCUAUGCCCCAGCACCGAAGAUAUCAAGGUUAUCAUGGUCGAAUCCCAUAAAGGGAUUUGCAGCGCUCACCAGUCCGGCGUUAAGAUGAGGUGGUUGGUCUGGAGGCACGGCUAUUAUUGGCUGACCAUUUUAAAGAACUGCAUAGAAUAUGCAAAGGGGUGCAUCAAGUGUCAAAUCUACGGCCCCAUACAAAGGGUACCGGCUGACGCCCUCCACCCGGUUACUAAACCUUGUCCGUUCAGAGGAUGGGCCGUGGAUAUCAUCGGCAAAAUCCACCCGACUGCGUCCAACCAGCACGCCUAG
Messenger RNA from Prunus armeniaca (apricot), 2370 nucleotides. The record is from the annotation of a GenBank genome assembly. NCBI's taxonomy places the organism in Eukaryota, Viridiplantae, Streptophyta, Magnoliopsida, Rosales, Rosaceae.